This is a messenger RNA of Menidia menidia (Atlantic silverside), 824 nucleotides long. NCBI's taxonomy places the organism in Eukaryota, Metazoa, Chordata, Actinopteri, Atheriniformes, Atherinopsidae. The record is from the annotation of a GenBank genome assembly.
UAGAAAGGUUAUGUCUCUCACAGUGGACAUGCACCUACAAUGACAAUUUCCAUGAUUUCUAAGUGGGAAAAGUUGCAAAAAGCAGGGUCUUCAAAUAUUUAUUUUCCUGAUUGUAUCUAUUUAUCAUUUUUUACUGAAUUACUUUCCACUGUCUUAAGGAUACUGGAAUUUGAGUCACAGCCUGAAGGCAGUGGUGACAAGACCUGUGAGGUUGAACUUUGGGACUGUUCAGGAGACUUUAAAUUUGAAUCAUGUUGGCCCGCGCUCUUGAAUGACUGCAGCGGUGUAGUGAUCAUUUUUAACCCAGAUGUUCCGAGUCACCUCAAGGAAAUUGAGACGUGGCAUUCUAUGUUUAUUUCCUCUCAAGGUUUGCAAGACAAACAGUGUCUGCUCAUAGCUCACCACAAGCCUGGCAGUGAAGUAGAAGACGGACGACUACCUUUAGCAUCAACGCUUAGCAGACUGCCACUUAUUCACUCCAACUUGGAGGAGGAGCCGGAGGACGUGAGGCAUGCUUUCUGCAAAUACUUGGGAAACGUUGUAAAUGUAAUGUCGGAGAGUCGAGAGCGAGAGGAGAUGUCUAUCAUUACAUAGAAGAUAAAUCUUUCAAUUAUGUUCUGUAGGUAAUUGAAAAUGUACCUUGUUUGUAUCUGCAUGUUGUAACAGCAUCCUCUCCAUCAAUCAGCACUGCCGGGCAUAGUUAAUGAACUCACUUUGAAUAACACUUCACCUCUGCUUGUUGUUUGUUCAUUUUGUAAAUAAAAUUAAUACAAUUUUAUUGUGUGAAUAAAAUGUGACUCAAUUUAAUAUAAAAAUGUAUAUGC